CAGCUGAGGUUGGACCCUGCCGCUUAGAGUGGUUACACUUAUGAGCUCAGGACGCACGGAAAGGAGUCGCUGAGCAAUUGUCUAUCUCCUUUGUUGACUUUUGACAUAUCAAGAGGUUGUGUUGCUCCUUAUGCUGACUUUUGCGCCAGGUCCUGUUGCGGAGUCCUGUCGGGCAGAUACAACCUACUGUGCUGUGGAAAUGGAGAGGAACCGGCACGACAGCGAGAGGUCCUGCUCUAGCAUCCUGGAGCAUCAUGAUCUGGAAGCCGCAGAAGCCCUGGUCUGCAUGAGCUCAUGGGUUCAAAGGUCGCACAAACCACGCCCUCUCACUCCAACCUCAGACUCCUGUGACUCCUUGGUACUGCAUCCUGAAGUCACAGAGUCCCCCAAAGACAUGGUCUCCCUGUCCUCACUGUGCAUGACUCCACCUCACAGUCCCAGCUUUGCUGAGACCUCGACCACCACUGUCCAAACCUUCUCAGGCCCACGGUCAGUCUUACCACAGCCCAGGCUCUGCUCAGCUCUGCCUGGCAGAAAUGCCAACCACGUCGUUUUACCGCCAGGCACAGUGAACUCUUCCCUGGGAAAUCCUGCCCUGCUGUUACCCCCCCUGGAACCAACUGCAGGGUCACAAUGCAGAGCCAUGGCAACCAGUGUCAUCCGCCACACAGCAGACAGACCAUUCACCGCCCACAUUCCACCUGAUUCCACUGGGCAACAGGUGAGGCUGGUGGAGACAGAGAACCAGGGACCGCAAUCUGAGGCCAGAGGGAUCUCUACCUUGUCCCCGAUGGUUCCCAUGCAAACUGAGGCACAGAGCAGCCCCUGGGCUGGGAUGGAGGUUAUCAACAACAACCCCCCCAUUGCCUCGCCACCACCUGCAGUCUCACCCUCCCAAGUCAAUACCUUGCCCCAUCCGGCCUUGUCCAGCUCUCCAGUCCUCUGCCAGGUUUUUCCAGUGAAUGGCCAAACCGGGAUCAUCUCUGCCUUCGUCCAGGCUCCAGUUCAAAUGCAAACCGCCAGUGGGCCCAAGGCCAUUCUUCCUCAGUCGCCAUCUUCCUUCCCGCAGCAGGUUCUGGUGGGCUCUCCUGUGGGCCAGGGGACGGUGAUGUUCGUGGUUCCUCAGUCUUCCAUGUCUCAUCCCCAGCCCGGCCCACAGAGCGUUGUCACCCUGGGCAACACCAAGCUUCUUCCCCUGGCCCCGGCUCCAGUGUACAUGCCCUCAGGUCAAAACGGAAACGCCACACAGGUGGACUUCUCCCGCCGGCGGAACUAUGUCUGCAACUUCCCCGGAUGCAAGAAGACGUACUUCAAGAGCUCUCAUUUGAAGGCACACCUCAGAACCCAUACAGGUGAGAAACCUUUCAGCUGUCACUGGGAAGGCUGUGAUAAAAAAUUUGCCCGCUCUGAUGAACUCUCCAGACACCGGCGCACACAUACUGGUGAGAAGAAGUUUGUGUGCCCAGUGUGUGACCGGCGAUUUAUGCGAAGUGAUCACUUGACCAAGCACGCUCGUCGACAUAUGACCACCAAGAGGGCCUCAACGUGGACCUCAGAAGUUCGUGACCUCAAUAAAAUGGCUGCUUCCAAGGCCCCACCAACCAACUCCUCUGUUCCUCUCAGUGUACUCGUAUCCGCCUCAAACUAGAAACAAGUCUUAGGCCAUAGGGCCACCUCAGGACAAUAUCCCACUGACCAUCUAUCACGGGAAAAAUAAGUGACAAACACAAAAUGGCUGCUACCCCAACAAUGGACAGAAACAAACUGACUUUGCACUGGAUUUUUAAAUACAUUGUUGUUUAUACUUUCUUUAUAUGGAUUUUUGUUUACUUUUGUACAAGUAAUGUUUCUCAAACUUAUGCACUCUUUUUGCCAAAGCCUUCGCAUUACAAUAUGUUAUCUGUUACUCCUUGUCGGUCUAUGUAUAUUUGUAUAUAUAAUAUCUAUAUAUGAAUGUAAUGUGUACUCCAUCUUGCAUUUAUUGACAAUAUAUAAAUACGUAAAUGUUAUUGAUGUGCUUAAAUCUGUAAGUGGACAGUAUUCAUAGAUGUGAUACUAUCUACUGUCUUGUCUUGCUUUGCAUAUUAUUUAAUAAACAUUUGUUUUUAAAAAAA
This is a messenger RNA of Sardina pilchardus (European sardine), 2114 nucleotides long. RefSeq names its product Kruppel like factor 11a (gene klf11a). The transcript has 4 exons. The record is from RefSeq and is a predicted model, not a curated record. Gene Ontology annotation, biological process: regulation of transcription by RNA polymerase II. Bases 131 to 1648 code for a protein of 505 amino acids. NCBI's taxonomy places the organism in Eukaryota, Metazoa, Chordata, Actinopteri, Clupeiformes, Clupeidae. Gene Ontology annotation, molecular function: DNA-binding transcription factor activity, RNA polymerase II-specific; RNA polymerase II cis-regulatory region sequence-specific DNA binding.